UCGGUCUGGGACCGCAGUGUGUCCGUCCAUCUCUCAGGAAAAUCUGCCGUCAGAAGGACUGAACUCAUGAAAACAGCGUGGAGACGGAUCGCCCGCAGGAGUUGUUACCUUUUCUUUUCCUUUCUUCUCAUACUGUGAGCUUGUUUUGUGUCAUACUGCAUCAGACCGGCGGGUUGCAACGCGGCUUUCCCGGGAUCGACUCUCCUUUCGAGGUUCCAAGAUGAACUUCGGUCCGGUGGUCGACAAACUUUACGUGUCGGUGGCGGUGCUAUUCAUUGGGCUCGGUUGUCACGCAGCAGAACCCCCGGCAGCGCAGUGGUCCAGUGACGAGUACAGAAACGUCAGCGUUGGACGGGCCAGGAGCUGCGUGGAAAACAAGCAGUACCUUCACCAGGGGCUUUGCUGCCUCAACUGCCACGCAGGAACUUUCGUGCAGAAACCCUGUGAAAAAGACCAAGAACAAGGGACAUGUCAGACCUGCGAGCAUGGACAGACCUACACAGAGCACUCCAACGGGAUGUACCGCUGUUUGCCCUGCACCCACUGUCGCCCAGAUGAGACUGAAACUGCAUCCUGCACCAUAACUACAGACACCACGUGCCAGUGCAAACCAGGUACCUUCUGCGUUCCAGAUCAGGCCUGUGAAGUCUGCAAACGCUGCGCCAAGUGUAAGCCAAGUGAGGAGGAGGUAAAGAAAUGCACUCCUUUUUCUAAUACUGUGUGCCGAAAACGGGAUCCGUUUCCUGAUGAAGUUGCUCCGAAACAACCUUCGCCUACUGCAGCUUCUCCGACGAGUAUAGCCAUUCCGGUAGUCAUCGUCAUCAUUAUCAUCAUCUGUUGUAUCGGGCUCGCCGUGUGGUGGUUCGGAUUCAAGACACAUUCCUGUGAAAUGCCAUGGUCAAACAGCCACUGUGACUCCAGUGAAAUCGUGAAGAUUCCCAUCGACGAGAGCGGCAGCACGGCCGAGGAGAGGCAGAACAAUCAAAACGCCGGUCUGGAGGGCGUGGAGAAUCGGCAGGAGUCACGGCCGCUGCUGCAGGAGACCCAGCCCGGGAUGACCAAGGCCUCCUCUCCCAUCGAAGACGACGACCGGGGACUCGGGGACAGCUUGCCCAACACCACCAGUUCAUCUCAGACAAGUCUGUCAGCCCUUCCCACGGCCACAUCCCCAGGAAACACCCCACACCAGAGCCCCACAUCCUUCAGAGUACUAACUCCAGACGUGGACGACCCUCUACGACAUCGACUGGUGCCUCUACAAGGGUCAGAAAAGUCCUUGAGGAAGAGCUUCGACUUGUUCGACGAGCACUUGGACGUGCGAAUCCACAACAAGUUCUUCCGAACGAUCGGCGUCAGCGACAACCAGAUUCGGAUCGCGGAGAACGGCGCCGCCAGCGACAAAGUCUAUGAGCUGCUGAAGAACUGGAGGCAGAGGCAGGGACUGAAAGCUGACAUCAACGACCUGCUGCAUGCUUUGCUAGGCCUGGAUCAGCGGCGUUCGGCGGAGUUGAUCGCCACUGCCGCACUCAGGAAGGGCUACUACAAACAUGCGCUGUGAAGGCUGAGGCGCCACGGACUCAAGAGCGACUCGAACACCAAGUACUCAUCACGCGAUCAGCUAAAUUUCGAAAGAAACAAAAAGCACACUGACACCGCCGGCGGUCGGCAUGUCUCAUGAACAGGCUUACCUCGCUGUGGCCGAGCCGCCACGCAUCCAAAAGCCAGUAGUUUUUGUUUUUUUUGUUUUUUUUUUUUAAUUAAAAAAAAGAGAAAAGAAAAAUGCAAAAAAGGGGAAAGUCGAGCUGGAUCGGUCGGCAGUCCGAAGAUGUUGACUACUUGCCAAAUGCUGAAGUUUGUCCAUGAAAGCAACGCAGAAGUUUUGCAACUUUACUACUUUAAACAACCACAAGAAUGCAAAAAGAAAAGAAGCGCCAGCUUCUGCGUGGCAGUAAAGGAUGCACGUCUUAAACGCUUGAGGAGCUGCGUGCAGCCAAACACUGAAAGCCCAGAAGUCUCCGGCGGCACGGCGCUCACCCGGAUCUCCGGGAGACGCCAGCGGGAGACGACGACGUACACUGGUUUGUAGGAGUGGCAUUAGCUGUGUCACUAAUACCGUGCCUCUGUGAUGCACUGACCUCUGGCACAUGUUUUUUUGUAGAUUUAGACUUCUUACAUACCACAUUAUACUCUAUUUCAGUCCAUGAACCUUUUUUUUCUGACUAACGAUCGGAAAAUAUUGAUGAAUAUUAACACAAACCCCUACUAAUCACACCCUCAUCCUUUGUGUGACACUCACUAGCAUUUAAUGUUUUCCUCCAACUUUAAUGUCCCUCGAAGUUGAUGUUUUAGUCCGUCAGCUGUAUUUUUAUUUUUUAAAUCUGUUCAGUGUUAUCAAUCGUGCGAUGUCGUCGAAGGAAUUUCACCAGCCGUUUUUUUUGUUUGCUUUUUUUUUUUUGUCAGAAAACUGUUAACAGUUGAGUCGUAACGUUUCCUCAGAACCUGGUGAACUUCAGAGGUCAUUUUAUUUAUUGACAUAUUUAUUGAAAUGAAUGAUAAUUAUCUGAAUAUUUAUGCCACGACCGAACGACCCUGGAAGACACACAGACACUGUGCUAUGAUGAUGUUUGGCUGCAGGGCCAGAAAAAAAAAAGAAACAAAAAUGACUGAGUUCAAGUUGCAGUAGAAACUUGUCGUGUUUCACUCUGUUCCUGCACCGGUGGUGUUUGUGUGGUCUUUCUUCAAGUUUCCCUCGUUAGCCCUCAAUCAGGACGUCCGCAACUAUUUUGCCAUGCCGAAUGCAGAAUGUAUCAUUUUUAUUAAAUUGGCGUUGAAGUGAAGUCGGAUCUCCACGUCGUCCUUCUACGCAUGUCAGCGGCGACAUGGGUGCAGGUACGGAUGUUUUUGUCUUGCUUCGGCACAGUAAGGAUGAAGGAAACCUUUUUCUGGAUUUUAUCGUCUUUUUUUAGGGUUUUUUUUUUUUGUUUUUUUU
Cololabis saira (Pacific saury) is the source of this 2989-nucleotide messenger RNA. It is a transcript of the gene tnfrsfa, whose product is annotated as tumor necrosis factor receptor superfamily, member a. The transcript is spliced from 10 exons. Gene Ontology annotation, cellular component: cell surface; plasma membrane. The record is from RefSeq and is a predicted model, not a curated record. The coding region runs from base 221 to 1558 and encodes 445 amino acids. Lineage: Eukaryota; Metazoa; Chordata; Actinopteri; Beloniformes; Belonidae. Gene Ontology annotation, biological process: TRAIL-activated apoptotic signaling pathway; positive regulation of apoptotic process. Gene Ontology annotation, molecular function: protein binding.